Trichomycterus rosablanca is the source of this 1044-nucleotide messenger RNA. It is a transcript of the gene tsnare1, whose product is annotated as T-SNARE Domain Containing 1. The coding region runs from base 10 to 906 and encodes 298 amino acids. Gene Ontology annotation, cellular component: endomembrane system; SNARE complex; membrane. The transcript is spliced from 11 exons. NCBI's taxonomy places the organism in Eukaryota, Metazoa, Chordata, Actinopteri, Siluriformes, Trichomycteridae. The record is from RefSeq and is a predicted model, not a curated record. Gene Ontology annotation, molecular function: SNARE binding; SNAP receptor activity. Gene Ontology annotation, biological process: vesicle fusion; vesicle-mediated transport; intracellular protein transport.
AGCUCCAGAAUGUCUUAUGGAUCGAUUGAUGGUGGCUCCUUCGUUGGCAGAAAUCCUUUUGGUGGUCCCAAGAGACAGGGCUACCAGCCAGUAGCUACCCAGGUCAGCGCCUCAGAAUUACAAGAUGUGUUCCAGGAAACCUCGUCCAACAUUUUUCAGAUCAAUGCUAAUGUGGUUACAUUAGAGAAAAGUCUUCAGUCAUUGGGGACAUCGAGAGACACAGCUGAGCUACGCCAGAGUUUACACACCUUACAACAGCAGACCAAUAAAGUCAUUACAAGCACAAGCCAACUCAUCAAACAGCUCUCUGACAUCAUCAGCGGCUCCUCUCGGCAAGACAGGCUGCGUCUGACAAGGCUGAAGACAGAGCUGUCCGAGUCAGUACAGCGUUAUGGUGACCUGCAAAAGAAAAUUGCUGACCGUUCAAGAGCUUUGCUUUCUCCAACACAAAAAGAGAGGAAACAGAGCGCACAGACACCGUUGGGCGAGCUGUGUGAUGAAGGUCCGUUGGCUAGUCCAGCAGACGCUGCGGACGGAGAUGAACAGCAAGCAUUUUUAUCAGAGAUCAGCGAGGAAGAUGUGGAGGUUCUGCGCCAAAGAGAAGAAGCUCUGCUGCAGAUAGAGAGAGAUAUGCUGGACGUGAAUCAGAUCAUGAAGGACUUGGCCAGCAUGGUGCAUGAACAAGGGGACACAAUAGACAGCAUCGAGGACUACAUUCAGACCACCUCCUCACAUGUGGAGUCAGCAAACCAGGAGCUUGCAAAGGCCAGUCAGCAUCAGGCAGUUAAGGAAGAGGAAAUGCUAUCUACUAAUGGCUGCAGCACUCAUUCUGACUCUACUCAUCCUCAUCAUUGCUUUGUCAGCCAAAAAGUGAGCCUCAGCCCCUGGAUCCCAGAUCUACUGUGACCUUUCUUCGUCCUUCCUCAGGCUGUCCUGUGUUUCAUCUUAAUGUUUCUUCUGGUUUUGCUUCUGUGCUUCCUCUUUUGUGUAAAAAAAACUGUGAUUAAGAGCGAAUUUAUUAUAGGAUUUAAUAGUUAUUUUAAU